AUGGACAAUGAUAUAAAAUCAUUGACAGUAUUAACUAUCACUGGCGAUUUUGAUCAAAAAGAGCAACCAAAAAUAUGUCGUGAUCUUUUUAUAGAUCCUCCUCGUUCAUAUCUUGAAUUAUGCUGCUAUUAUGGUUCAGUUGAUUGUUUUAAGUUUUUAAGAUCUGAAUACAACUCAGAAAUAUCAAAAAUGUGCUUGGUAUAUUCAUUUUACAGUGGAAAUCCUGAUAUUAUAAAUGAAUGCUUAAAAGAAUGCACUCCUACAAAUAAUUGUAUGAGGUAUGCAAUUAUAUCACAUAACAUCGAUUUUAUUACUUUUUUGAUGAAUGAAUUCCAAUUAAGAAUUGAUAUUGAUGCCUGUAAAUCAUUUCAAAAUCUUCCAGCAAAGUUCAUUUAUUUCAUUAAAAAUAAUAAUAUUAACAAAUUUUUUAAAUCAUUUAUUAAAUCAUUUGAUAUUCAAAUCCCUGAACUCUAUGAAUAUCUCAUUACGCAUGGUGCAGAUGUCAAUGCAGAAGAUUCUUAUGGAAAUCCAGCCCUCAUCAUUGCAAUUAAAUCUGGUAAUGCUGAUAUCGUAAAAGUCCUUCUUUCGCAUGGUGCAGAUGUCAAUUCAAAAGAUUAUCAUUGGGAUUCAGCUCUCAUCAUUGCAAUCAAAUCUGGUAAUGCUGAUAUCGUAAAAGUCCUUCUUUCGCAUGGUGCAGAUGUCAAUUCAAAAGAUUAUCAUUGGGAUUCAGCUCUCAUCAUUGCAAUCAAAUCUGGUAAUGCUGAUAUCGUAAAAGUCCUUCUUUCGCAUGGUGCAGAUGUCAAUUCAAAAGAUUGUCAUUGGGAUUCAGCUCUCAUCAUUGCAAUCAAAUCUAGUAAUGCUGAUAUCGUAAAAGUCCUUCUUUCGCAUGGUGCAGAUAUUAAUGCAAGACAUCAUAGUGGACUUCCUGCUCUUGAGUUUGCCAAACAAAAUCAUCAAUUUGAAAUCGAAAAUCAUUUACUAUCAUUUGGGGCAAAAAUCAAAAAAUGA
Messenger RNA from Trichomonas vaginalis G3, 1008 nucleotides. RefSeq names its product protein ubiquitination. The record is from RefSeq and is a predicted model, not a curated record. Gene Ontology annotation, molecular function: protein binding. NCBI's taxonomy places the organism in Eukaryota, Parabasalia, Trichomonadida, Trichomonadidae. Bases 1 to 1008 code for a protein of 335 amino acids. The transcript has a single exon.